Messenger RNA from Euleptes europaea (tarantolino), 1575 nucleotides. Its product is annotated as cytochrome P450 1A5-like. NCBI's taxonomy places the organism in Eukaryota, Metazoa, Chordata, Lepidosauria, Squamata, Sphaerodactylidae. The transcript is spliced from 6 exons. Gene Ontology annotation, molecular function: oxidoreductase activity, acting on paired donors, with incorporation or reduction of molecular oxygen, reduced flavin or flavoprotein as one donor, and incorporation of one atom of oxygen; iron ion binding; steroid 17-alpha-monooxygenase activity. Gene Ontology annotation, biological process: progesterone metabolic process; hormone biosynthetic process. The record is from RefSeq and is a predicted model, not a curated record. Bases 13 to 1575 code for a protein of 520 amino acids.
CCGAAGGUCACAAUGUUAUUCUUCGCAAGCCUGGGCCUCAUGUCAGCCACGGAAUUCCUCCUCGCCGUGGCUAUUUUCUGCCUGAUCUUCAUCACCAUCAAACCCUCACGGAAGCGGAUACCCCAGGGACUAAAGGAACCCCUGGGGCCGGCGGGCUACCCGUUGAUCGGCAGCAUCCUGGCGGUGGGCAGGAACCCCCAUCUGAGCCUGACGCGGAUGAGCGAGAAAUACGGGGACGUGAUGAGGGUCUACAUGGGUACGAGACCCGUGCUGGUUCUGAGCGGGCUCGAAACCAUCAAGCAGGCCUUGGUGAGGCAAGGCGGGGACUUUGUGGGGCGGCCGGACCUGUUCAGCAUGCGGCACGUCGCGGACGGCCAGAGCAUGACUUUCAGCACCGAUUCCGGAGAGGUGUGGCUGGCCCGCCGGAAGCUGGUCCAGACCGCCUUGAGGAACUUUGCUUCUUCCCCUAGCCCGGAUUCCUUGUCCUCCAGCCUGCUGGAAGAGCACGUCUCCAAAGAGGCGGGACACCUGGUCGCGGAACUGGGGCGGGUGAUGCGGGAGCGGCAGGGAUUCGACCCCUUUCGGUACCUCGUGGUCUCCGUGGCCAAUGUGGUGUCCGCCAUGUGCUUCGGCAAACGCUUCCGCCACGACGACCAGGAGCUGCUCGGCAUCGUGAACGAAAACGAGGAGUUUGUGGAAGUGGCCACCGCCGCGAACCCUGUUGAUUUCCUGCCCCUGCUCGAGCAUUUCCAGAGGAACUACAUAAAGAAGUACAAGGAAUUCAAUCGACGGUUCUCCCUUUUCCUGGAGAAUAUUGUUAAACAGCACUACGACAGUUUCAGUAAGGACAACAUCCGUGACAUCACGGACUCCCUCAUCGAUCUCAGCCAAGAAAAGGACAAAAAUAUGAAGAUUCAGCUCCCCACUGGAAAAAUAGUGAACCUUGUUAAUGACAUUUUUGGUGCUGGUUUCGACACAGUGACCACGGCCUUAUCCUGGUGUCUCGCGUACCUUGUAGUUUAUCCUGAAGUGCAGAAGAAAAUUCAGGGAGAAAUAGAUGAAAUCAUCGGCAGCGAGAGGAAACCAAAGCUGUCUGAUCGCCCCCUGCUGCCUUAUAUGGAAGCCUUUAUCCAAGAAGUCUUCCGACAUUCCUCUUUUCUACCUUUCACAAUACCCCACUGCACAACCAGAGACACCGCCUUGAACGGUUACUACAUCCCAAAGGAUAUGUGUGUGUUUGUCAACCAGUGGCAGGUGAACCGGGAUAAGGACCUAUGGAAGGAUCCUUCCGCCUUCAAACCGGAGCGUUUCCUGACCGCCGAAGGCAAGGAAGUCAACAAGGACGAGUGUGAGAAGGUGCUGGUCUUUGGUUUGGGCAAGAGGAGAUGCGUCGGAGAGACGAUUGCCCGAUGGCAGGUUUUCCUGUUCCUGACCUCUUUGCUGCAGGAGCUCGACUUCACCAUCCGGGACGGGGUCAGCAUGGACAUGACUCCUCGCUACGGCCUGACCAUGAAGCUCAAGAGAUGCGAACACUUCCAAGUGACCAAGCACUCCCCAAAGAGGCCAGCUGAGUGA